Messenger RNA from Manis pentadactyla (Chinese pangolin), 812 nucleotides. RefSeq names its product persephin (gene PSPN). The transcript has 2 exons. The record is from RefSeq and is a predicted model, not a curated record. Gene Ontology annotation, molecular function: receptor tyrosine kinase binding; glial cell-derived neurotrophic factor receptor binding; growth factor activity. Lineage: Eukaryota; Metazoa; Chordata; Mammalia; Pholidota; Manidae. Bases 209 to 670 code for a protein of 153 amino acids.
GGGGAUGAGCCCUUAACUCUCAGAAGGACGGUGUGGGUCAGAAGGAGCCAGCCAGCCUGGGCUGGAGGACUUGGGAGACGAGCUGGUAUGGGAUGUGGGGAACUUUGUGCCUAGUGAGCAGCUGGCAGUGAAGAGGUUACUCCACAGCCCAGCAGGGGGAUAAAUUGAGGGUGCAGGGCGUCCCCACCAACAGGACCUGCCUGUCACAAUGGCCACAGGAAGAGCCCUGCUCAGCUCUCUGCUGCUCCUGUCACUGCAGCUGGGCCUGGGCGAGGGCCCUGGGGCUCAGGGGACUACAGUCGCAGUGGAGGGAGAGGUUCUGUCUGAGGCUGCAGCAGACAGAGGGACCUGGAGGCCACAGCUGGGUGCCCGCCUGCGCAGAGCCCUGGUCGGCCCGUGCCAGCUGUGGAGCCUGUCUCUGCCAGUGGCGGAGCUGGGCCUGGGCUACACUUCGGAGGAGACAGUCAUCUUCCACUACUGCGCCGGCAGCUGUCCCCGUGGUGCCCGCACCCAGCAUGGCCUGACGCUGGCCCGGCUGCGGGGCCAGGGCCGAGUCCAUGGUGGGCCCUGCUGCCAGCCCACCCGCUACGCUGACGUGGCCUUCCUCGACGACCGCCACCACUGGCAGCGGCUGCCCCAGCUCUCGGCAGCUGCCUGUGGCUGCGGCUAAGGCUGAGGCCGCCCAGCCUGGGCCCUGCAGCCGCUAGAGAGCUCUGUGGACUUAUUUAUUGACGACGUGGGAUGCUGAGAUGAGAAGGGGAGGUGGGCUGGGGCUGCCAGCAAGGAACAUAAUAAAGGAAACUGCUCCUGCA